AUGCAGCGAUUUGCUGGUAUUGAAGAGACUGGCAAACUAGAUCAGGCCACUUUAGAAAUGAUGGGCAGGCCUCGCUGCUCUCUCCCGGACAGAAAUGUACAUUUCGUGCAAGAUUUUCCCUCUCCCUCCAUGUCUCCCACUCUACAUCCAGGGCUGGUAAGGCUCAUUUUGACCUAUGUUUUCCGAGCAUGGAGUGAUGUCACACAUCUGCGUUUCCACGGGAUUCGCCCUUCUCCAUAUGACCCGUCACCACAGACAGACAUCAAAGUCACCUUCGCCAGUGGCUACCAUGAGGAUGGAUAUCCUUUUGAUGGCAAGGGAGGCACACUGGCACAUGCAUUCUUCCCAGGAAAGGAAGAUCUUGCUGGUGACACACACUUUGAUGAUGGAGAGAGCUGGAGCUAUGGAGAAAGGAGCAGCAAUACUGAUUUAUUCACAGUUGCAGUGCAUGAGUUUGGUCAUGCUUUAGGCCUGUUUCACUCCUCCUCCAAUGAUUCCAUCAUGAAGCCUUAUUACUAUGGCCCUGUGAGAGACAUGUACAGCUACACCUUACCCCUUGAUGACAGACUGAGAAUACAGGCACUCUAUGGAAAAAGACCAGAUUUUAAACCUUCUCCAUCUGUUUCUGCACCCACAACUAUUCUGCCCCAUUUCUUGACCCCUGCUCCUCCACAUCCUCCCUAUCACCCAGCAGCCUCUGCUGAUCGCUGUCUGGGAGGUUAUGAUGCAAUCGCUAAUAUCAUAGCAGAGGUUUUCUUUUUUAGAGGUCCACACUAUUGGAGAGUACAUCAUUCAGGCUCAUUAAUGUCCUUGACUCCAGCUCUGAUCCACAGCUUCUGGAUCGGUUUGCCUCCAGAAACAACUAGAGUUGAUGCUGCAUAUGAGAGAAGAGAUGGAUAUAUUGUAUUCUUUAUUGGUAAUCGGUACUGGGUAUUUAGAAACACAAUGUCCCUCCCUGGGUACCCACGACCACUUUCAGAUUGGGGUUUAUGCUCUUCUGCAGGACAGGUAAUAGAGAGAGUGGAGGCAGUAUUUCUGUGGCCGCACAAUGGGAGGACGUACCUGUUCAGUGGUGGAGAGUACUGGAGGUUUGAUGAGGCGGGAACAGAGAGGAAGCUGGAGGAAGGGUACCCUAAACUGGCAUCCAUCUGGGGGAUGCCCUCUCGCCCUGAUGAUAUCAUUGGAUUUCUAGAUGGAGACACCUACUUCUUUAAAGAUUCAAACUACUGGAUUUUAAAAAGAGGAGGCCUGGAGCAGGAAUCUGCUUUCCCGAAGUCCAUUGCUACUGACUGGAUGAAAUGUGAUGGUAACCUUUCAACUCACACACCUGAGAUUCCCAGAAGAGACAGAGACUGUAGUUGCAUCCAGAGUUCAGCAGCUGGAAUAUGUGCUUUGUUAGCUGUUAUAUAUUCAAUUAUGGUAGUCUGUAUUUUGGUUCUAACUGAUAAUAUUCAUAUUAUUUGUGUAGUAUUUACUGCGAUUUUUAAUGUUGUGACUGUGUAG
Messenger RNA from Rhinichthys klamathensis goyatoka, 1503 nucleotides. It is a transcript of the gene mmp25a, whose product is annotated as matrix metallopeptidase 25a. The transcript is spliced from 9 exons. Gene Ontology annotation, cellular component: extracellular matrix. NCBI's taxonomy places the organism in Eukaryota, Metazoa, Chordata, Actinopteri, Cypriniformes, Leuciscidae. Gene Ontology annotation, biological process: proteolysis; collagen catabolic process; extracellular matrix organization. Gene Ontology annotation, molecular function: metalloendopeptidase activity; zinc ion binding. The record is from RefSeq and is a predicted model, not a curated record. The coding region runs from base 1 to 1503 and encodes 500 amino acids.